Molecule: messenger RNA, 4365 nt
Organism: Stylonychia lemnae
Lineage: Eukaryota; Ciliophora; Spirotrichea; Sporadotrichida; Oxytrichidae
Source: the annotation of a GenBank genome assembly
AUGAAUACAGCUAUAUCUGAAGAUACUUCUACUCAAGCCUACUAUCAGUAUGCCUCAAGAUCUCGCAGCAAAGAUAUUUCCUAGUCAGAUCAAUCGUAUGUGAAUCAAUUAGGUCAGAGCAAUAAUUUCGAGCAAUACAUGAGUGGCAGCAGCAGUGGAGGUAACAUUCUUGAAUAUGGAAAUAACAAUACUAAAAGUCACUUUUACAAUAUUUAACAACAGUAAUCUAUUCUCAAGGGAAACGCGAAAUCAAUAAUUCUGUCUAGUGCGAACACUUAUAAACUACGAUUUCUUAAAAUGAAACUUUCAGCCAUUUUCAACUAAAGCAUCAGACAGGCCAGAGUCACAUCAGGGCAUUUUGGUUCAAUCAGGCUUGACAGACCAUAAGUUUUUUAAUAAACUAGGAAAUACCUCUUAGCAGUCGAGGAGGCAAAUUACAGCAGGAAGCAUGUGAUAGCUCAAUCCACCUUAGGCAAUAAUCCCAAUGGCUAUCCUGGAUUUGGAAGUUCAGGUUCCUAGUAAAUGCAUAUUCCUAUCAUACACACCAUCAACAAUAGUACAACUUAGCAGUUCCCUAUAAACUAGAUGAUCGAGGGCAAUCUCACCAAAGAUCAGAAGCUUAACAUCCUUAAACAAAAGAAAAUCGAGAAGGAAACUAAAAUUAAUGCUAAGUUGAACAUAUAUGCUAGUGUCAGGCCUAAAACAGAUUAGAAAGAUAUGGAUCGAGUUAAGAAGGAAUACAUGGAAUAACUCAAAAGACAUACAAAAUAGCCUAAUAUUGAUCAUCUAUACACAGUCAUUCCUCAUUAAAACUAUCAAAAUUAAAAAGCUCCACCCUAGACUGCUGGAGAUGUGCCAAAGAUGGAGUUGGAGCUUGCUAAGUUACCAGCUCAUAUUGUGUAGUCUUAAUAGCAAUAAAGAGCGAAAGGGAGAAAACAUUUUAGUCUUUAGUAAGCAAGCAGCACACAUGAAGAUGAAUACAUGACUACAGUCUGUUCAACAGAUUUACUUAAUAGAUAUACAAGUUCAACUAAUUAAAAUCAGACUUCAGAUUAAACAAAUAAUCUUAUUUACCAAGACUCUAAAUAAUCCCCAAGUAGUGAAUCCAGAUUGUCUUUCGCUAGGUCUAAUCAUUUUAAGUCAACCAGUAUAAUUUCAAGAGUCAAAGCCACAGACUAAGCCUAUCUUAAAUAAAAAUAUCUAUUUGAUGCCUAAAUGGAUCGUGCCUAUUCAGACUCUGAUUUAGAGGAUAUCCCCGAUUUCAAUUCAUAAUCAUACUCUGUGAUGCAAACUGAGAAAGAAAAUCAGGAAACUCUUAGAAAUAUACCUUUAAAACAUAUCAUAAAAAAAGAUGUACCAGCACUCAUAAAAGAGAUUGAGGGUGUUAUGUCACUUUUGUAACGCAGGAUAAUGAUUGACCAGAAAGACCACAAUGGUAGAUCACUUAUGUUCUUUGCCAUUUGCCAGAAAAACUAUGAAAUGUGUGAAAUUCUCAUGCGAAAUGGAGCCGAUACUAUGAUGAGAGAUAACAAUGGUAGGACUAUCUUGCACUAUGCUUGUAUUUUGAAUUGUGAAAAGAACAUAAUUGAAAUGAUCAUCAACUAUUAAAAGCUACAAAGAUCACAGACUGUUGACCCUAAUUCAAUAGGAAAUAGGAUUAAAGGUAAUCUAGGAUUGUAAAGGAAUAGGAGCCAGCAUUAAUAUGUUAGAAAUGACCCCUCUUCCAAAUUACUAAAGAUAUAAAGUGUGAUAGAGGAGGAGUAGGAUAACAACACUUCAAUGACUUAGUCAUUAUCUAAUUCAAAUAAAGUUGGAUCUAUUUAUCAAACUCCUAAUAUUUAAGGACUAAAAUUAAGAGUUCAACAGUCCACUCGACCUGAUUUAUUAGACGAGGUUAAUUAGCUAAAAAAGCCUAAUUCAAGAUAGGAAUCGAUAUUUUUCGAUCAUAUUAACUCAUAGAAGACUCAGGAUUUGAAAGACUUCAGCACAAUACCAUUUAUUGAUAUCUAGGACAAAUAUGGUAAAACUGCUAUGCAUUAUGUAUGCAAAAACAGAAAUAUCUAAUUACUCUAGCUAAUGCUUCAGGCUGGAGCAAAUACUCAAAUUGCCGAUAAAAAGUCAAAAGUAAAAAUCUUGAAUUUAAUAACAAUUUCGAUAUAGAGAUGCAUUGAUACAACAAGAGAUAGAGAAAUUCAUGAGUUAUUAAACAAGCAAAGUUAUAAAAAUAUGGAAGACCCAAAGUAAUCAAAGACUUCAAUAUCAAAUAUAAAGAAAUAAAAUACUACUCAAAACACUUCUAUCAGCAAUAAUAUUCUCGACUCUGGCUCAAAGCAAAAAAUGUAAAUUUAUAUAUUUAUUAAUCUUUUCUAAAGACAAAAAAACUUAGAGUUAAGUUCUAUAGAAGCUUUAGCUUCAUUAUCUAACACUCAGUUAUGUCAAUUUAUCUAUGGGAUAUAUGCAGAUAACGCUUUAACAUAUAUGAUCAGAGUUGAGGACAGGCAGAAAUUUCAAUACCUUUUAAGCAGAGGGAUCAUGCCAUCUUUUUAGGAUCUUGAUGGCAACAAUGCUUUGCACUAUGCAAUCAGGAUGGAGAGAAUAGAAUUCAUUUCGUAUCUCUUGGAGGGAGAGUAUACUAGCUAUGAAAGCUUAGGAGAUCCUUAUUUCAAUUAAGAUCUUUCUAAAUUGCACGUUACACUAAAUAAUCUAACAGUCAAUAAGAGCUACAUGAUGAAUACCUACUCUUAAAUGAAUUAGAGUGCUGUUUAAGUUGGUGAGCAAUUAAAUAGUACACUAAGAAACAAUACUAGCUAUCAGCUUGAUGCACUGCUAUGUAUUGAUAAGAGCAAUAUGGUCGAUGGCUUUACUCCCUUUCAUGAAGCUGCUAAAUAAGGGAAUGUAAUGAUAUUUGAGUAUCUCACUAACAUAGUAAAAAAAAGAAAUGAGAUAAUACAAUCACAAUUGUUGGCUAUGAAAAAUAAAAAGCUUAAUGAUACUAUUACUCAGUAACUUAAAACUUGUAAGAGUUUGAGGGACAUAUUCGACUUUACUGAUAAUUAAAAUAUGACCCCACUACUCAUAGCAGCCAAGAAUAACAACUUAGAAAUUGUAAAGUUCCUGGUAAAAGAAGGAGCAAACUUAUACGUAUAUUGUUCUCAGCUUCAAAACUGUCUGCAUUAUGCAGUAAUCAAUCAAAAUUCUGAGAUGAUAAAGUAUUUACUAUUUUCAGAUGUUGAGGGCUAGAUUUUAAGGAAUGAAUGCAAUUAUCGCAACCAAAAACCAGAAAAUAUGGACACUUAGAAAAAAUAUGUAAACCUAUUCUAAAACAUAUGGGAUUGUGCUGCCACAAAAACUCACACAGCUUUUGAAAAGCUGUAAUACCUGCUGCGAAAUUGCUCUGAUAAUCAAAAUUCUGAGUCUAGAACUCUCUACGGCAUGAAUACCCCUCUGCAUUUUGCAGUUAUAUUUAACAACCCCAAAGCUUUAAGACUACUAGUCUAGAACAUAGAAAAUGGAAAAUCUUUAGAUUUUGUUAACACUGAAGGUAAAACCCCCAAAGACAUGAUAAAUAUGUAUAAGUCAGAAGAAGACAAGCAGAGGUUACUUUUAAUUAUUAAUAGAGAUUUUGCAUUGACUUAGCCGCUAAGUCCUGCUCUGAGGAAAAAGAAAUUUGGAACUCAUCAAAGCAGUAAUGCUAAACCUUAAAGUGAAGUAAGCAAUCAUCUUGGAACUUACUUAGUCAAUGAAAUAGAUAAAAAUAAAAUGCAGAGGUUAUUAGUUAAUAAUUCCCUACACAAUAAUACUAAUUCUUAUGAUGAUUUACCAGAUAUACCCAUUGUUGAAACAGACUCUCCACUUAUACACUAAACUUUGAAGACUCGAAGAGAGACUUAAACUAUUAUAACUCAAGAUUAGUCUAGAGUAUUUUCGAGGAAUUCUGAUAAUCAUAUUCUUAAUUAUGGUAAAAGCUAGUAAAACAACGCCUCAGAUCACGAAUUACUUAGUAAGGACACAAUUGACUAUCAACUAAAGAAUCGUUAAGAAACUGUAGUACCUUCCUAACAAGAUUAAAUAGAGAUAGAUUUGAAUAAUCAAAGAGAAGUUGAAUUGUUCCUCUUGAGGAAGAAGUAAGAGUAUGUUGAUGAAAAGAGGCUUGGCAGAUUCAACCCUGAUUUGUAUAGCAGGAUGAUUUUCCCUAAUCUUGAAUUCAAGAAUAAGCUAGGAUCACCUUCGGUUACUUCACAAGGCUAGAGUUUAAAUGGCAGUUUCAUCAAUGGUAUAACGCUAAACGCAAGGAGGCAAUAAUUAGAAAAACUGGAAGAAAAUGUUGAAGGAAGCAUCAAUGUGAUCAAUGUAGGAAGCUAUUGA